Chroicocephalus ridibundus (black-headed gull) is the source of this 9450-nucleotide messenger RNA. It is a transcript of the gene VPS18, whose product is annotated as VPS18 core subunit of CORVET and HOPS complexes. Bases 81 to 3005 code for a protein of 974 amino acids. Lineage: Eukaryota; Metazoa; Chordata; Aves; Charadriiformes; Laridae. Gene Ontology annotation, molecular function: protein-macromolecule adaptor activity. Gene Ontology annotation, biological process: endosome organization; endosome to lysosome transport; organelle fusion. Gene Ontology annotation, cellular component: HOPS complex; endosome. The transcript is spliced from 5 exons. The record is from RefSeq and is a predicted model, not a curated record.
CGGGUCAGCUGAGCGUUGGCGGAAGCGGCCGGCGCGGGCCAGGGGUACCGGUGACCGUUGGCGGGUGACUGUUGGCGGCCAUGGCCUCCAUCCUGGACGAGUACGAAGAUUCCCUCUACCGCUCCGCUUCCGUGCAGCAGAGCCGCGCCAGCGUGGGCAUCCCCCACUCCGGAUAUGUGAAUGCACGACUGGAGAAGGAAACACCAAUAUUUAACAAGCAAAGGAUUGACUUUGCUCCUCCAGAGAAAAUUAACAGCUUAGUGGUCUCAUCUAACCAGCUCUGUAUGAGCCUUGGCAAAGACACUCUUCUCAGGAUUGAUCUUGGGAAGCCAGAUGAACCUAAUCAGGUAGAGCUGGGACGCAAAGAUGAAGCCAAAGUCUACAAGAUGUUUUUGGACCACACAGGCUCUCAUCUCCUGAUUGCUCUGAACACCAGUGAAUGCCUUUACCUGAACAGAAGUGUUCAGAAAGUGCGAACACUCUCCCGCUGGAAAGGCCACUUGAUUGAAAGUGUGGGCUGGAACAAAUUUCUUGGUUCAGAGACCAACACUGGGCCUAUCCUGGUGGGGACAGCCCAGGGGCAGAUCUAUGAGGCCGAAAUCUCUGUCAGCGAGGGAAGUCUCUUCAGCACUAAUCCCGACCAGUACUUUCGACAGGUCUACACUCUGGAGGAGGAAUCGGGACCUGCCCCAGUCUGCUGCUUGGAGAUUGAACGAGGAAUAGAAGGGAAAUUUUUUAUUAUAGCCACCACUCGAAAGAGACUCUUCCAGUUUGUUGGCAAAGUGCCUGAAGGGACGGAACAGCAAGGCUUCAGCUCCAUAUUUGCUAUGCAUGCUGACCAUUUGCCCAGCUUCCGUGAGUUUCCAGCCAACCUUGGUUUCAGUGAGAUAGCCUUUUACACCCCAAAACUGCGUUCCAACCCACGCUCCUUUGCCUGGAUGAUGGGAAAUGGUGUUUUAUAUGGUACAUUGGAUUAUAGCCGUCCUGAUUCAAUUUUGAGUGAUGAACGGGUCUGGGUUUAUCCUUCUGAUAUUGAUAUAACUGUGAACAAGCCAAUAUCCAUUGUACUUACCCAGUUCCACUUCCUGUUGCUGCUGCCUGAUCGGGUGAAGGCUGUAUGCACUCUGAAUGGGCAGGUUGUUUUUCAAGAUCUGUUCCUGGAGAAGUUUGGCUUACUGACACGCAUGAUCAAAGAUCCCACAGUCCAGCAGAUAUGGAUUCACACUGAGAAAGUAGUGUUCCGCUACCACGUCCAGCGGGAAUCUAGAGAUGUGUGGAAGAUGUAUAUGAAUAUGAACAAAUUUGAUUUAGCCAAAGAGUAUUGUAAAGACCGUCCAGAGUGCCUAGAUAUUGUGCUGGCAAAAGAGGCAGAGCACUGCUUCCAAAACAAGAGGUAUCUAGACAGUGCCAAAUGUUAUGCGCUGACCCAGAACUACUUUGAGGAAAUUGCCCUUAAGUUCAUUGAAGCCAAGCAAGAAGAGGCCCUGAUGGAGUUUCUGAUUAAGAAGCUAAGUAACCUAAAGCCUUCUGAGAAGACACAGACCACUCUGCUGACCACGUGGUUAACGGAGCUGUACCUGAAUUGGCUGGGUAUAUUGGAAGGAGAUCCCUCACAGCGAAAUCUCUAUUUGGAUACACGGGAGAAGUUUCGCACUUUCCUGAGCAGUCCUAAAAACAAAGACUGUCUAUUUAAUAACCGGGCAUCUAUUUAUGAGCUGUUGGCAAGCCAUGGGGACACAGAGCACAUGGUCUACUUUGCAGUCAUCAUGCAGGACUACGAGCGCGUAGUAGCUCACCACUGCCAGCAUGAUGAGUACGAUGAAGCUCUAAAUGUGCUGUCCAGGCACAGAGAUGAGAAGCUGUUCUACAAGUUCUCUCCAGUCCUCAUCCAGCAUAUUCCCAAGAAGGUAGUUGAUGCGUGGAUUUCUAUGGGCUCUAGACUGGAUGCCAGGAACCUCAUUCCAGCGCUUGUUAACUACAGCCAGAGUGCCAGCACCCAGCAAAUCAAUGAAGCCAUUAGAUAUAUGGAGUUCUGUGUCUAUCAGUUGGAGGAAACCCAGCAAGCCAUUCACAACUACCUGUUGUCUCUUUAUGCUUUGUGUCGGCCAGACUCAUUGCUGUCAUACCUGGAGCAAGCAGGAACCAACCCAAACAGGAUCCACUAUGACCUGAAGUAUGCAUUGCGCCUGUGUGCAGAGCAUGGGCACCACCACGCAUGUGUCCAUAUUUACAAAGUGAUGGAAUUAUAUGAGGAGGCUGUGGAUCUAGCCUUACAGGUGGAUGUUGAUCUUGCCAAGUCCUGUGCAGAUCUCCCUGAAGAUGAUGAGGAACUCCGGAAGAAGCUCUGGUUGAAGAUUGCUCGCCAUGUUGUUCAGGAAGAGAAGGAUGUCAAGAAGGCAAUGGCCUGCCUCUCCAGCUGUGCCCUGCUGAAGAUUGAAGAUGUCCUGCCAUUCUUUCCAGACUUUGUCACUAUUGACCAUUUCAAGGAGGCAAUCUGUAACUCCCUAGAGGACUACAACAAACACAUUGAAGAGCUGAAAAGGGAGAUGGAGGAAGCCACACAGAGUGCCAAGAGAAUCCGAGAGGACAUUCAGGAAAUGAGAAAUAAGUAUGGCUCUGUGGAGCCUCAGGAAAAAUGUGCUGCUUGUGACUUUCCACUUCUAAACCGCCCUUUUUACCUUUUCCUGUGUGGUCACAUGUUUCACUAUGACUGUCUUCUCCAAGCAGUUUUCCCAAACCUUCCUGCCUAUAAGCAGGCAAAACUUGAAGAUCUUCAGAAGAAGCUGGCAGCUACCAGUCAGCCUUCCAAGAGCCACCAUCGUCCCAAGGACGCAGAUACCAUUAGCUUGGGGAAGGGGCAGCAGAGCCGGGAACAGAUCAAAGCUGACAUUGAUGAUAUUGUGGCAGCCGAAUGUGUGUACUGUGGUGAGCUGAUGAUCCGGUCCAUUGACAAACCUUUUAUUGAUCCCCAAAAGUAUGAAGAGGAGAUGCAAAGCUGGCUGUAGUUUUCCAAAUCUGCAGCUGUCAAUGGACCAGAGUGGUUUUGUUCACAACUUGUGAAGCUUCUGUGGUGGAGAUACAACCUCCGGAAGCAGGAACACAGUGGCUUCAGUGGAACUCUAAGGAAAGAGUAGUGGGGUCUUGUUAUCAGGAUUACAGUGAACUAGUCUUGAAAAAUGGGGAGAUAUAGCUAUGACUGUCUAAGAACUUGAACAAUAGUUAGAGAUAACACUGCAAUAUAUUUAGCAGAUGUUUGCUGCUUGCAGUUCUUCUGAGGUUCUCAGUGUGAAGCUAAUGGAGUGCCUUGUCCAGAAGGAAUUGGGAACAGCCUGUGAUUUGUCUUCCCUGUUGUGUGGUAUUUGUUUUGGUGAAGACAAGCUUAAAGGGAAAGGUAGUGAAGAACACUAAGUAGUGUAGUCUUCAUUCAUCACUUUCAAAGCUAGAAUUGCAUUCUGUUUCCUUUUUCCCGAGAGUCUAUAACCACGUACAUGGAAAGAACAUGAAAGGACAAAUGCUCUUGCAUAUAUAUUUUGUAAACAUCAUGCUACACAAAUACAUGUUUCUACACAAUGUAAUAUAAGAAUGUGUAUAAUUCUCAAGCAGGAGUGUCUCAUAAUACACUUAAGUCAUUUGCCUGCAAUUCAAGGUGUGUAAUUCUUUCCCACAAGCUUUAUGGACAAGCCCAUACAUUUCAAUUUUCUCUAGGUACUGUUUCUGGCAAUACUUCCUUGCCUGUUCACCCUUUCCUCCCUCUCUCCAUCCUAUUUCUGUUAUGACUGUCGUUGUACAGUGGAUCUUGGUUUUGUCUUCACACAAAACCAAAAUUGAUAUAUGCAGUAGUAAUGUUUCAACCGAUACUCUGCAAGCAGGAACACAGCCUAUUUCUGUUGUCCUGCUGUGGUCCUCUUCAAGCUACGCUUGAGCACUAGACGACAGAUCUAGUUGUAGGUUCCCUCAAGGGUAGACUACAGAAAAGUUCUGUUGGUAUAAAAUUUGCUUUGCCAUUUGAAGCCAGUACCUUGUGACCAGCCAGUCUUUUGUCUUCCUGACAGUAUUUGAUACUUUCUGGAGAUGGCUGCAGUUCAGUGCUUCUGUCUGUUGCUCUGACUUGGAAAAUUCUUCCCAGAAGGUGGCAAUCAUUACACUGUGGGUGAGGGAACAAAAAAUUUUCUUCAGUCAUUUAGCAAGGGUUCCGUGUUUUAUGUUUGAAGAAACUAAAAUUUUAAUGAAGCUCUGCUGUUUGGGGCUGAAUCACAAAGGUAGUAAUUGGCAGAAGAAUGCCAUGAUCUAAAUGAAAAAUGUUGAUUCAUUAAGGCAAUAGAAAAUAACUUUCUUCUGAAAAACCUCUUCAGUUCUUUCACAUGAAUGUAUGUGCUUGUCUCGAUUACAUCUCUGAAUCUGCUAGUCACCCGUUCGUAGGGUUGUAGAAAUGGGUCUUCACAUCACUGGAACAGAAUAUAAAUUGGUUUUCUCAAGGAGCUGACCUAAGAAUUUUGAUAACCAUUCAGAGCUCCAGAAGAACAUCCAUGCUUUUCUUGGGAGCUUCAGCCUGGAAGGAACGAAUUUCAUGUGUGUAAAAUUACAGGAGUAAUAAAAACUGGAGCUGGCAGUAGGAAAACCUCAGGUUUUGGAAUCCUCUUUUCAUUGUUGAAGCUGUGGGAUAGGCAGUCUCCUUACCACCUGGUAGUGUUUGCUGCUGGCUGGCUUAUCAGAAACCACUGUUUCAGUUGGUUCAUUAAGCAGUGGUUCAGAAACCCCACAUGCUGUAGUUUUCUUUGUCUCUGGAUGGCCUUUUCCUUUGAAAAAGUUGAUGGGUCUAGCAGAAGAAUUUGUGAUGAAAACUAAAUGUGACGUCUUUUGAAGUUCAACAUUAAGCCAGUUAUAACUGGCUGCUCCUGAAUCAUCAUCUUUUCAUGUAAGCAGUGUAAUAUUUAAGGUUGUAUAUGUCAUUAUAAAGCAACAGUAGCCCCCCACCCACACCAGUCUCCAGUCAAAAGCAAGUGGCUGUUUUUCUGCCCUUUAGCAGAAACAUGAGCAGUAGCUCAUUCUGAUGCAGGAAGUAAUUUCAAGUUAUUUAUUUUCUUUGAGAUGUUCUUAAUAUUUGUUCCAUCUGUUUAAUUUUGUGUUUUUACAGGAUGCUUUGCUGGUAUAUUAGAGUUAUUAUAGUGCUCCAUUCUUUUCCUAUUAGUGCUACAGAACAGUUGCAUUGCUGAAUGUUUCUGUUGUGCUCUGAAGAUUAGCAAUAUUCUUUGCUUGAAUACCAUUCCAGGGAGAUCUGCUUGUCCAUAAUAUUGGAAGAAGUGCAUGUCUGUGGGAGCUGAGGCAUAUCAAGUGAAUAAAAACCCUCAAGUCUUUGCCUGAGAUGAGGUGGUAGGGGAAGGCACCUCAAGAACCUAAUGAUUAUUCCAGUCUUAGGAAUUAAUAUGUCUCAGUUAACAAAAUUAGAACUAGGUAUUUUUUGAAUUACUAGUACGCAACUUUCUCAGAGCACUUUAGGCUUGUUCACUAGAUAAAUAUACCACAAAUCUCCUGCUUCCUCACCACUGUUACCUGAAAAAUCUUUAAAGUCAUUUGCUGUCAAGGCUGUGGAGUGUGUCAAUGCCUGCAAAGACUCCAGCAGUGGUUAAAUGACUAGUGCCAGACCACUUCCAGUAGUACAGGAAGCUACAUAAAGAUAUCUUUUGAACUCUCCUUACAUUGUCACAUGCUUCAGAAGUUUCAAUAACCACUCACCUGUGCUUCUUGGCAAUUUUGCAAUAUCACUCAAUGAAAAAGGUAAGAUGGUUUUUUGGGGGUGUGGAGGGAAAUGAACUGUUUACUGUUUUCCCAUAAAUCUAAUCUGCAAGGUCUCUUCCUCUUUACUUUCAGAAUAGCAUUUUUAUCUUUUCUCGUUAUAAUUUCAGCACAGUUACAUUUUAGAAAUCACAGUCCUUUGUAUGUUUGGUUUUUUUUUUUUAGCUGUGAAUGAAUUGUGUACCAGCUGUUACAAAUGAUGUGGCCUUGGGUCUUGUCCUUGUCUGUGUGAAUAAGCCCUACCAUUUACUUUAAUGCAGCUACAGAACAGUGUGACCAAAAGGGUUGGUGAGUGGGAGCCCCAGCCCUACGUAACCAAAACAAAUAUCUCCAGCUAGAUUUAUGCUAAAGAAAUUUAGUUGUGCAGGCAAGGCCUAAAGCAGACUUGUGCCUGCUACCUCACCUCUCCUAGGCUUCAAGGAAGUGACUGGGGAAAUGCUGAGUUGGGGGAGACAACGGUGAGUUUGUGUUACAGAAGAGUUUGUAGAGAAUUUCAGAUGUGCUUGCUUGCUGUUGGUCUGUGUAGUAGGAAGCAGCUAACUGAAACGUUGAGAGCUGUGUGUUUUGUCUUUCUAAAAAGAAAUGACUGGGCUGGAAAUUUAGGAAGGCAAGUUCUUAAUAAGCCACUAGAUGUCAGUGCUGUCCAUUUAAAUACUGAGGCUUGCUGCAGAGAAGCGAAAAGUAUUCUGUAGCAGAAGAACGGAAGGUACGUAACAGUAAGGAACUGAAGCAGGUGCCCAGUGCCUUUUGGUGGGGAGAGUGGAGGCAGACCUGUAAGGUAGUUAUUGGAGGCCAAGGUGCUAAAAAAACUAACUAAAAGGCAAUUUCAGUUAAUGAAUCACUCUCUGGUUUUGAAUAUCAAAAGCUGUUAACAAAUUACUAUCAGUCCUCUUUUGUGUAAUUGCAUUCUAGUGUAAGUUCCUACAGACCUAGUGUUUGCUAAACUGUAGAGGGAUUAUCCCUGAGCUUGGAGUUGCAAUAUCUGGUGGCCUUGGGUCUGGCCAUGUUUGGUUGCUGCUGCUUCAUCGUGUCCUAGCAGCAGGCAUGUGAGCCAGCUCCUUAGUUGCCUGAGUUCACAUCUAGUGUGUUUUCUUAAAAGCAUCCGUAAAGUUGGGUUUCUAAUAUGAUAUUGGACGCUUGACUUGCAGGAACAUAGUGUGUUUGGUUUUGCCUUUGAAUUGUGGGGUCAUAAUCCCAGUAAAGGGGCAAGUGGGAGUAGGAACAUCUUGUACUCCAUCAAAAUUAGAUGUUGUGGUUUGACUCAGACUGUAGUCGUGUAUUAGCAUGUAGUUCUUGGAAUAGGUAUUUACCAUUCACUACUGCCCUGUCACCGUCAGCGUAUAGACUGUCUAUGCUUAUGAGUGCAAAUACGUAGCUUCUUGUAGGAAUUCAUGGGAAGUUUGUUGUUUCUUGCAUCACUUCAUCCAACAACACUGUACUGAGCUGUGGGAAGACAGACUGAAAACAGGCCUCUUCCUUGCAACAAGUGUACUGAGCUGAAAUUUGAGAAAGACUUAUGGAAUUUUGGAUUUUUUAAUUAUUAUUAUUUUUAUUCAGACAGAUGAAGUAUCUUUUUCCAGAAUAGAUGGAGUAUUGUGUGGGUCACUGUGGUAUGUGUAAGUGUUUAUGAGAGAAUCUUACGGCAUCCUCAGAGCAGAGAGAGGCUGGCCAGGAUCUCGUAUCCUUUUUGUACAUGGAGGAAGGGAUGCCUUGGAAAGGAGAGGGAGUGGUGUGGUUUCUAUAAAAUAAUUUGGCCAAACUUUAUGUAUCUGACUUCAGACAGGCUUCCCCAGUGUAACUGCAAUAUUGAUGAAUCUGUACUUUUCACACUGAGGUGCUGAAGAAGAAAAAGCUCAUUUCCUUUGGAAUAGGAAUUUUGGUAAAAUUGAAGAGCUUAGGGCUUGAAAGUGGAACACUAUACGAGUGCCUUAAAUUUGCAGUGGGUUGUGUAUGGGUUCAGCUGCUAAAUUAUCUGCUGUCUCUGAUCAUGCCCAGUCCAGACUUUACACCUUCUGAGCCCUGUAGGAUUUGAGCUUCAUGCCCUUACUGUGAUUUUGGAGACUUGUGAUGCUUCCCCCUCAGCUCAGUGUUGGGGUUUUUUCACUCCCAGAUCUCACAGAAAGGCAUCAGGCUGCUUAUUUGCAGCUUUGAAGCAGUCUGGCCUCCAGCUGCUUUCAGGUGGUGGGAGGGGAAUAAGAUUAAACAAACUUGUUAGAUCUACCUGUUGAAACUGGUUGGGAUGGAGAGAAAAAGGGGUCAGGCAUUUCCUCUCUGUAAUGGCUAGAGGUAUUGAAGGCAGCUUGUUUUGAGUAAGACUGGUUGCUUAGGAACAAGGAAGCUACAGGAGCACUCUAAGCUUACAAAUACAGCUAUAACUAAUCCUACAGACUCACUUUGUCAUUGUGGGGCAGCUCAGCAGCGGGCAGUUUCCAACUUGCAGCAAGUCGGUAUUGGGUUCAGACUUUCUGCAGUGCUUCAUGGCUCCCAUGAUGGUGGUUGAUAGAGCUGUUUUAAUUCAGCACUUGAGCUGCAGAGCUUGGUCGGUGUGGGAAUAAGUACAGCUGAUUUGUAUAUACAACAUCAGGCUGUCUCACUGCACAGAGAUUUCCAUCAUAUGCUCCAAACACCACAUAAACACCCUUGUUUUAUAAGGGGUGUACAGGCUGUACCUGGUAUAUGUCAGGUGGUAAUUUUGGUUUUCCUUCAUGUGCGGGUAUUCAUAUAUUCCUUCUGUGCUGCUGUGUUGGCUGUAGGCUGGGUUGUCUUCAGAUAGGCCAUUUGAGAUAGCCUUUUGUUUGUUUAAUGUGUAGUUUGCUUGCUUCAUCUGUAACUGAGAUUACUACUGGUAGAGGUUUUUGCAAUUAAAGUGUUCAGGAGAAGCUGAACCAUAGCCUACCCCUCAUUUCGUGCUCCAUAUUGAAUGGUUCAUUGUAGGUGACGGCUUACAUAAAAAGGAUUGAACAACUGGUUUGGUAUCCAAAAGCAGAUAUUCUCCACUUUGUGCGAUUGAAAUCCAAGUGCUGGUCACUUGGCAUGGCACAUGAUCUUCGGAACACAGCCUGAACUUGGAAGCUGCUGGACUCCAUUUAAGCAGACAUCUGUGUUUUCCAAUUAAUCAGUUAUUCAACAGUCUCUUUUCAUCUCUGCGUGUACAUACUGAAUAGAUUUUCUAAUAAAUAAAUGAUUACUGUGGAACUGGGUUCAUAAGACAGUUGUUCCUAUCUAUAGGUUCCCUUUUAUUUUGCCAUGUUUAUUAAAAACAAGGUGCAUGGUGUGGUUUUGUCUGAGAGUAGAUCUGGCGUGUUUUGAUCUCUAAUGUUUCAGCUCUGUUCCUCUUUUCACAUGCAAGGGCGGGUAUAUUGGGCCAAUGCCUUUGGAUGAAUCAGGAAUGUCACAGACAAAGAGGAACAUGAAGGCUGCUGUAUUAGUUUAUUUAGGACUUUCCUCUACAGACUCUACAUGACAAUAAUUAACAGCUGCCCUGUCUGGUUUUGAUGGCUGUUGCGUGUUUUUCAUCAUGUGAACAAAAUACUCUCUAGUAAGAGCCUGUGAAGGUAUGGGUAGUCAAAAUUUGUUGCUCUUCAGCUAAUUAAAAUGGUUCUAGCAAAAUAGCCCUUGUCCAAUUUUUCUCAUAGUAGCUAUCAAGAUAACAUUAAC